Messenger RNA from Pogoniulus pusillus (Red-fronted tinkerbird), 2787 nucleotides. RefSeq names its product regulator of G-protein signaling 16-like. Bases 195 to 863 code for a protein of 222 amino acids. The transcript has 5 exons. Lineage: Eukaryota; Metazoa; Chordata; Aves; Piciformes; Lybiidae. The record is from RefSeq and is a predicted model, not a curated record.
UUACGUGUGCCCAGGCUCCCGGAGGUCUUCUUGGCAUGACGUGCUCAGGGGAUGCUUCAAACACCAAGGAGAGUCGCCAGCUCAUCCUGUGAUGGCAAAUCCAUAGGUAGAAAGGGCUGCAGCACAUGGGCACAGUUUUAAAGGGGAAAAGGUCACAGACAAGUCCUGCUUAACACCAGACAUGUCCCAGAGUGAUGAAACAAAACAAUGCCAGGGCGUUGCUGAGCACUGCUUCUGUGUGGAGAACUGUGAAGGAGGUACGGAUACUGGUGACAGAGAAGUGGCAUCACUACUCCAGGCCCAGUGAGUUGGCAACUGCUGCAGCUGGGAGAGCCAAGGAUCUGAAGACCCGCUUAGGGAUUCUGCUUCACAAACCAGAGCUGGGACACAGGAUCAGGACCUCUGGCAAGCUGCAGCUGAGCUCCAGGUGGAGAGACUCCUCACAAGAGGCACUCGAAUGGAGAGAGUCCUUCGACCAGCUCCUGAAGAGUAAAAGUGGGGUGACAGCCUUCCACACCUUUCUGAAAACAGAGUUCAGUGAGGAGAACCUUGACUUCUGGUUGGCCUGUGAGGACUUCAAAAAGACCCGGUCAAAAACCAAGCUGGCCUCCAAGGCCAACAGGAUCUUCGAGGAGUUUGUCCAGAAUGAGGCACCCAGGGAGGUAAACAUUGACCACGAAACCAGGGAGAUCACCAGGAAGAACCUCUCAGGUGCCACCUCCGCUUGCUUCAACGAAGCCCAAGCCAAGACGCGCACUUUGAUGGAGAAGGACUCCUACCCUCGCUUCCUGAAGUCUGCUUCCUAUCAGGACAUGACCAAGCAGGCCACCAGCCGUGGCAUCAGCAAGCGGUCACAUACCUGACCUGAGCCUGAAGCCACCACAGGAGAAGGAGCCAGGGGACCAGGCAGAGGCAGAGAGACAGUUUACAAAGGCUGAGGUCCAUGUGGUGGGGUUUCAGCUAAAGUCCUGGCAUUUUAGCAGGAUUCUCAAGACCUCAAACACUUUCUGCUUCUCACCACACUGCUGGGAAGAGAGGUCCUCCCUGCCCGUGGGAGCAGAGCAGGUAGGAAGCCAAUGCCUCCCCUUGCAGCACGGCUGGAGACCUGCUGGAGACCUGUCCCACCACCACAGGGACAGAAAGAAACCAGAUUUGAGUUCCAAGCCCAGGAUAAAGAGACUGGAUCCCCUGAGCAUCCCUAACCAGAGAGACGAGCCCCUGUCUGCUCUCAGGACCCUGCCUCUGACCUGCAGAGCUGGCAACUCCCACCGUGCCCAGGGCAACCACCCCAGACCUGCCUGCAGGGCUCUUCCUACAGGUAAUGGCCAGAGCAGAAGUCCAAAAGACUCGAUGGCAUUUUCUGCUGGAGGGACCCUGCACUUGCCUUCCCCUGAACCCCAGAUCCUCCUCCUGCUGCUUCCUACGCAUGCUCUGCAUCAAAGCUCUACGCCUCCUUCCUGCACAGCACAUCCCUGGCAGUGACAUUUUUAUCCCUCGCUUAAGUGACGUGACCUUUCGAUGGCACAUGUUCUUAGGUCACCUGCAGAACUUUUGAUGAUGAUGAUGAUUACUACUGUUAUUUAUUUGACCAUCAUUAUGAUGUAGUAUUUAUUGGAAGAGCACUGCUGAAAGCAUACACAUGUCCCUUGCUCCCAGGGGCUGGUAAAUGAAAUUACUUUAGCUGUUGUAGCACCUGGCAUGCUGCCCACCUUGCCCAUAGGAUAGCUUCAGAGAGGUGAGCAGACAGAUCUGUAUUGUGGCCAUGGAGCAAGGUACAUGAGCAGCAGCAAGAGUUGCAGCCUGGCAAGAGCUGCCAGUGGGGUCAAAGGCAGCAGGUUUCCAGUGAGCUUGGUGGGGUGCUGCUGACGGUAAUGAUGCUUUGUGGUCCACACUGGUUCCUUUCUCCCCUUGAAGAUGUGGAUGGCAUCCCGUAGCCUAGCAGCUUGUCCUAGACAGAGAAUAGUGAUGUAAAUCAGGCACUUUGCUGAGUGAUCCUGCUGAAAGCUUAUUUUUUUACACUUGAGAGAGAAAGCCUGAGGCUUUCCCCUGGUACCUUAUUGGGCUUGGUGUUCUCUGGGACAGUGAACCCAGUCUGCACCCCCAGCACUUCAGCAGUAACCCAGGUUGCUGAGCCAAACAGGGCUGUGUGCUGGGAAUUCAGCAUCGUGGUGGGCAGCAUCAGCAGGCAUCAGCUCAUACCUGUGGGGCAAGCUCUUCAGAAAAGAGCAGGCAGGCCUGGAUCCUGCAGCCACUCUGGAAAGCUGUGGACCCUGUUCAGCAGCAAUGGUGCCAGCAGCUGUGUGGGUGGGUGCUGGGGAGCCCACAGGUGUCCUGCACUGGGACAUAGGGAAUGUGUUAUCAGCACCAGUCCCUCCUGAGACGGCCUGGGGCUGCCACAUGUGCUUCCAUUCACCCCUAAACACCAAGCCUGGAGGUGCUCCUGCUGGCACCCAGCCCUUCCUGAGAAAACCACCUUUUGCCCCGCUGAGCAGCAGCUGGAGCGCAGCAUUGCUCGGGCUUUCCGCGGCUGCUGCCGCAGAGCAAGGGACCAAGGACCAGUCUGGGGGUGUUACGGUGAGUCCUCUUCCAGCGUCCUCACCCCGGUUCUACCUCCGAGUCUCAGCGGGUCCUGGCUGUGUUUACAGGGAAGCUGUGGUUGUUUUCCUAUUUAUUGUCACAACUGGAGCCCUCUUGGCUGUCACCGGAGUGAAUGGCUGCAGGGCUCCCUGCCGCGGCCAGCGGAGCGUCGUCCUUGCCAAAUAAAGUGCCAAGAGGAACCUCCCCUGA